AUGGAAAUAAGAAACGGAAACAAAGAUAAAUCCGAAAGCUCGUCUCUUUCCUCAAAGAAAGCAAUGCAAGAAUCGAAAAUUGAGGACCCUUGUGAGAUAUGUGGAAGUGUGGGCAUUGCUGGUUUGAUGAUGAUAUGUUUCAAGUGCAGACAUACACGCGAGCAUACUUAUUGCGCAAGGGUGGUACUAUCACCUGUCCGUGACAUUUGGCUAUGUGAAGCGUGCCGGUUACCAUCUCGCGUAUUGUUCAUAUCGCAUGAGGAUCUAAUGGAUUCAGAAACCGCUGUUGCUGAUCCAAAGAACACUAGCAACUCAAGAGUAGAUGAUCGUGGAACUGCUAAACUAAGAGCUAAUGAUAUGGAAGAAGUUGUAGAUACCCAUGAGGCAUCAACAAGAGUGAUGCAUCUACCUUCACAACCACAUACACGUCCACUAGCUAAAGAAACUUUGUCAUCUCAAAACAAGGAGCAGCACCAACCAACUCAGUCCUUUCCUAAAAAACGCAGGACGAUUCGGGUGAUGGGCAAACACCUUUCACAGUCACAUGAUGGGACUCAGAUCUCUCCUCUGGAUCAAUCUUUAACAGGAGUGCGUGCCUCACCAAAGUACAGAAGCAAGGAUUAG
Brassica rapa (field mustard) is the source of this 624-nucleotide messenger RNA. RefSeq lists its product as uncharacterized. Lineage: Eukaryota; Viridiplantae; Streptophyta; Magnoliopsida; Brassicales; Brassicaceae. Gene Ontology annotation, biological process: negative regulation of transcription elongation by RNA polymerase II. The record is from RefSeq and is a predicted model, not a curated record. Gene Ontology annotation, molecular function: histone reader activity.